AAAAACAUAGUUAGUCUCAUUUAGGUUGGAUUUUUUUCACUUUACAACUUUGCUAUUAACCUUUAGUCUUGAGCAAAGCUCUAUGCAAUUGGAUAUUGUGAAGAGAUUGGAAGCAUUAAGUUGGACGCGAGAGAAAAUGAUAUUUACACGAGGACCAAUUUUUUCUAAUCUAAUUGUGCAUUCAUUUGUUUGAAUUUGGAUUCUAGUAUGUCUAGGGGAUGAUUUAUGGUGUGCUUUGCUGUCAAUGUAACUGAGAUGAGGGGGGAGAAAAGAACAGAACAAUGUGGAUUCCGUUAUAUUGUGUUGUAAGAGGAGCACUAGAGAAUUGUGUGGUGCUGGAAUAAGGGAAAGAAGGAGGGCUAAUGAGGAGGGAAAUUGCUGCUUUCUGUUACGAAAGGGAAGAAAGCAUUUCCUACAACAUAUGUACCAGAGAGCAAUGCUUAGUGAUAAAGAUUAUGCAUAGUAAAGGAGCUAAACUUAGCAGCAAAGAGGAGAACUUGACAGCUCCUGAUGACGGAAGCAAUGAGCUUAAAAGCAAAGCGGAGGGAGAUGAUAACAGCAAAGUUGCACAAGAUACCACUACAGAAAUGGGGGAUGCAAGCAGCCUUCCAUCAGUAAAAGAAAAUUCCUCUUUUGAGGCAGUUCCUCCUGAAAACUAUACUGGUCAACUGAAUGACCAAAACACCCAGGAUAAGGCCAUAGAGAGCAGCAAUUCACAGAGUUUAGAAAAUUACAACCAAUUACUCUAUAAAUAUUAUGAACUUGAGGAUCAAAGGCAAAAGAUUUUGCAGCAACUAAACCAGUUUGGCAUCUGGGGUGAUCAAAAUUGUGGUUCUAUUUCACAAGAACAUCAAGCUUAUGCACCACAGAAUUUAAAUCCAACAGAAUCUUCUUUCUACUGCCCAUAUGGAUGCCAAAGUUGGGUGUCUCCAUGCACUGCAUCACCUUGUUGUUUGGGUGGAAAUCAGGAUGACAAACCAUGCGAUGCUUCUUUACGAUGUGUUCAAGGAAAGAACUCGUCUCCUCAAAACCCUAAUUUGGUUACAGCAAUGGAAGCUGCAGAAAAAGCACUGUCCUCCUUAAAGCAAGCUUCUAACACGGCUUCACUGAAUUCAUUUGCGAAGGAAGGAAAACAAAUAGAGAUAAUGAACCCUGUUGCUUCAGAGAAAACUGGCGGCUUGGAGACGGAUCUAACGGAAGUGCUGAAUGCAUGGUACUCUGCAGGCUUUUACACUGGAAAGUAUCUUUCAGAGCAGUCCAUGAAGAGAGAUGGUUAGCUACUUAGCUUUGUACUGGUUUGGUAGGAAAUCAAAUGUGGUGUUGUCAAUUUGACAGAGAAAAAAUCAUGUAUUAAUGUUUGCACACUAGAAUUCUGGUAGGUUGAUUUUUCGAAAUGUUGAUUUUUGCAUAGGAGUGGGGUUUUUACCUUGUGCGCAUUCAAAGGGUAGCGGCUGUGGAUUUUCUUUGUUAUCAAA
Messenger RNA from Solanum dulcamara, 1475 nucleotides. RefSeq lists its product as uncharacterized. Lineage: Eukaryota; Viridiplantae; Streptophyta; Magnoliopsida; Solanales; Solanaceae. Bases 363 to 1277 code for a protein of 304 amino acids. The transcript is spliced from 5 exons. The record is from RefSeq and is a predicted model, not a curated record.